This is a messenger RNA of Tinamus guttatus (white-throated tinamou), 1552 nucleotides long. The record is from RefSeq and is a predicted model, not a curated record. Lineage: Eukaryota; Metazoa; Chordata; Aves; Tinamiformes; Tinamidae.
UAUCUUGCUGAAUUUAAACCUCUUAUUUUGUAGGCCAGGCAUACUGAAAGACCUGAAGACAAUGGGCUCCAUUUCUCUGUUUAUAUUCUUUGUCACAUUGCUGGUUUUGGGUAGACAGAAUGAAUAUUACUGUAGGUUAGACUUCCUGUGGAAGAACAAGUUCAAAAAAGAGCGGGAGGAGAUUGAAACCAUGGAGAAUCUAAAUCGAGUGCUGCUGGAGAACGUGCUUCCGGCCCAUGUCGCUGAACACUUCUUGGCAAGAAAUCUGAAGAAUGAGGAUCUAUAUCAUCAGUCAUAUGACUGUGUCUGUGUCAUGUUUGCCUCUAUUCCGGAUUUCAAAGAAUUUUACACAGAAUCUGAUGUAAAUAAGGAAGGCUUGGAAUGUCUCAGGCUACUAAAUGAAAUCAUUGCUGACUUUGACGAUCUACUGUCUAAGCCAAAGUUCAGUGGAGUUGAAAAGAUAAAGACCAUUGGAAGCACUUACAUGGCAGCAACGGGACUGAGUGCUACACCCAACCAAGAACAGUGCCAGGAACCCGAACGACAGUAUAUGCACAUAGGGACCAUGGUGGAGUUUGCAUUUGCCUUAGUUGCAAAACUGGAUGUCAUAAACAAGCAUUCAUUCAAUGAUUUCAAGUUACGAGUGGGUAUUAAUCAUGGACCUGUAAUAGCUGGAGUAAUUGGAGCUCAGAAACCACAAUAUGAUAUCUGGGGCAAUACAGUAAAUGUGGCCAGUCGAAUGGACAGCACUGGUGUCUUAGAUAAAAUACAGGUUACAGAGGAGACAAACAAUGUCCUACAAACAUUGGGGUACAUGAGCACUUGUAGAGGAAUAAUAAAUGUAAAAGGAAAAGGAGAACUGAAGACAUACUUUGUACAUACAGAAAUGACAAGAUCCCUUUCACAAGGGAAUGUGGCAUCCUGAAGAAUGUUUAUAGAUGUCAUCAAUACUGUAUUUUCAGGAAAGUGUCACGCACUUUUUAACUACAUUUUGGCCCUUAACAUGCGUGCUAUUUUCUGGUAUGUGGCACUUAUUUUAAUAUGGCUGCAGAAUAGUCCCAUGAUCCAUCAUUUGAUAUUCCUAUGUUUGAGGACAAUUGUGUAGCACGCUACAGGACUGAAAGAUUGUACUGCAACUUGCACUGUUAUACGAAGAGAAGAAAAGAAGGAACAGAAAUUGGAGGUAACUCAUCCUGAAAGGACCAAAAAGACACGUUAGUGGCAAAUGGGGGGAAAAAAUGGCAAUAAAACUAGGGGUGCAUACUGUUUUCUGAUGCAUGGUGUUUUCUGGAAAAUAUGGUAGCUCCCCAAUAGCAUCAACUAAUCUGAUAUCAAAAUAUACAGUAUUUGUAAAUAAAUUUACUCUGUCCACACAUGAUUUGGACAUCAUCACCAGUUGCAUCUCAUAGCCGGGGACACGUUAGGUGGCUUGCUGGCAUCCUUUCUGGGAGAGAACAACGCUGGAACAGUUUUGUACAAACGUGUCAAAUGUUUUGAAGCUAUUGUCUUUUGUAAGGUUAAUUCAUUAAAAGUUUAUAUGUACUUUGCCUUA